Perkinsus marinus ATCC 50983 is the source of this 267-nucleotide messenger RNA. RefSeq lists its product as hypothetical. Lineage: Eukaryota; Perkinsozoa; Perkinsida; Perkinsidae. Bases 1 to 267 code for a protein of 88 amino acids. The record is from RefSeq and is a predicted model, not a curated record. The transcript has a single exon.
AUGUUUUUCGUCCCCUACGCCGCCAAGAAUACUGCCCAGGCCCCCGCGCCCACCUGCCGCAGCGCCAUUGCGUCGACGACCAACAAGAGAUCGUUCUCGUCCGACGUCGGCUCGGCUUCGACUGGCUUCGGUGACGGUAGCGUUGAUGAUGCUGCUGCCGCUGCUGCUGCUAUCAUCCCUAAUGCCGGUCUACACCCUGAGAUAGAAGUGCCCGGGUAUGUGUGUGCCGCCUUCCCAUGGGACUCGCCGAAGACCGUUCAUGCGUAA